AUGCUCGUGGAGCUCAAAAACGGCGAGACCCUCAACGGACAUCUGGUCCAGUGCGAUACGUGGAUGAACCUUACCCUACGAGAAGUUGUACAAACCAGUCCGCGCGGCGACAAGUUUGUUCGGUUAAAAGAAGCUUACGUCAAAGGCAACAAUAUCAAAUACCUCCGCGUCGACGACGACAUUAUCAAUCAAGUGAGCGAAUCCCAAAGGAGCCAGUCAGGGAGCUUCAGAGGCGGACGCGGUGGCCACGGCCAGCCAAGAGGGGACCACGGCCACGGCGGUCGUGGAGGUGGCGAUAGAGGCAGGGGCGGACGGGGCGGCGGUCGUGGUGGAAGGGGAAGAGGCCGAGGCCAGUAA
Messenger RNA from Metarhizium robertsii ARSEF 23, 357 nucleotides. RefSeq lists its product as uncharacterized. Gene Ontology annotation, molecular function: U6 snRNA binding. Lineage: Eukaryota; Fungi; Ascomycota; Sordariomycetes; Hypocreales; Clavicipitaceae. The record is from RefSeq and is a predicted model, not a curated record. Bases 1 to 357 code for a protein of 118 amino acids. Gene Ontology annotation, cellular component: P-body; spliceosomal tri-snRNP complex; U6 snRNP. Gene Ontology annotation, biological process: nuclear-transcribed mRNA catabolic process; mRNA splicing, via spliceosome; P-body assembly. The transcript is spliced from 3 exons.